GUCGUUGAGGCAGCUCCAGAGCCGCUUUCGCUUCCGGGAUUAAGCGCGUGGCAUUACGAGGUUAAGUUCCAGGUUGUUCUUUGGACGGAUUGUUAUUGGUUCUGGCUAUUUUUCUCUGGAUAUAUGGUUUUUAUGAGAAGGUGACUCUAUGACAAAUUGAAGUGCGUCGGAGGAAAGAACGUUGUGAUGUGAGUGAUUUGACAGUUUUCCGUGAAAUAAAUGUGUACAACGAAUCCGAGAUUUCUUAUUAGUUUACUGGGAUAAUAACAUGGGAACAAUUAUUCCUUUUGUGUUGUUCAUUUGGAUAAUCCUCUGGUUGGAAUUUGUAUCGACAACACUACCACCUGUUAUUCGAAUAGGAGCAAUAUUCACAGAAGAUCAGAAGGAUACCAGCAUUGAAUACGCUUUCAAAUAUGCUGUUUACAAAAUCAAUAGGGACCGAGAAUUUCUUCCUAAUACAACAUUAGUAUAUGAUAUUCAGUAUGUACCGAGAGAUGACAGUUUUCGGGCUUCUAAGAAAGCAUGCCGUCAGAUGGAAUUCGGAGUACAGGGAAUAUUUGGACCAUCCGAUCCUGUUUUAGGGGCACAUAUUCAAAGUAUGUGCGAGGCUUUAGACGUCCCACACCUGGAGGCAAGAAUAGACUUCGAACCUCACUCCAAGGAACUUUCAAUCAAUCUUCAUCCAUCUCAAGAACAUAUGAAUAAGGCCUUUAAGGACUUGAUGACGUUUUUAAAUUGGACGAAAGUAGCUAUUAUUUACGAGGAGGAUUACGGCCUAUUCAAACUGCAGGACAUGAUGAAAGCCCCAGCCAAUGCCAAGAAUGAGAUGUACAUAAGACAAGCCAGUCCUUCGUCCUAUCGGCAAGUCCUGAGGGAGAUAAGGCAGCGGGAGAUUUACAAGAUGAUAGUCGACACAAAUCCUAGGAACAUACAGACCUUCUUUAGAGCGAUUCUUCAACUUCAGAUGAAUGAUUAUCGAUAUCACUACAUGUUUACUACUUUUGAUUUAGAAACGUUUGACCUAGAGGACUUUAAAUAUAAUUCAGUAAACAUAACUGCGUUUCGACUUGUAGAUGUCGACCACUCUAAAGUGACAGAUGCACUGCAAGCCAUGGAACGCUUUCAGCCGAUCGGACAGUCGAUAUUGAAUGGAAGUGGUUUGAUACAGGCGGAACCAGCCCUUAUAUUCGAUUCUGUAUACGUUUUUGCAAAAGGUCUCCAAGCAAUGGAUUCCAGUCAUUCAAUCAAACCAAUGAAUCUAUCAUGUGAAACAGAAAGACCAUGGGACGAUGGGCUGACACUUUAUAAUUAUAUAGAUUCAAUAAGCGGUUUACAUGGCUUGACAGGUAACCUGGAGUUCAGCGGCGGUAAGAGAUCGAAUUUUAAAUUAGAUCUGCUGAAAUUGAAAAAGGAAGAAAUAAGGAAAGUUGGAGUUUGGACCCCUCAAGGUGGUAUCAAUAUCACCGACUCAAGUGCCUUCUAUGAGAGUCUGGCUCCAAAUAUAACAUUGGUAGUGAUGACGAGGGAGGAGCAGCCAUAUGUUAUGGUGAAGGAAGAUAAGAACCUCACAGGCAAUGCCAGAUUUGAAGGAUUUUGUAUAGAUCUGUUGAAGUGGAUUGCCAAUCAAGUUGGAUUUCAAUACACUAUUCGGCUAGUUCCGGAUCAUAUGUAUGGAGUCUAUGAUCCAGACACUAAGCAAUGGAAUGGUAUAGUUAGGGAGCUCAUGGAGAAGAGAGCUGAUCUAGCAGUUGCGUCCAUGACCAUCAAUUAUGCAAGAGAAAGUGUAAUAGACUUCACAAAACCAUUCAUGAAUUUGGGAAUCGGAAUACUAUUCAAGGAAUCUAGGAGAAUUUCCAGCAGAUUGUUCUCAUUCAUGAAUCCCCUUGCGUUCGAAAUAUGGCUGUAUAUGGGAUGUGCAUAUUGUAUCGUUUCUAUAACACUCUGGAUUGUCGCAAGGUUUUGUCCCAAAGAGUGGCAUGAAACUGAACUUUGUAAUGAUUGUUUGCUGGAAAGAUAUGAAGGAGUUUGCGAUGAUGUCACAACGAACAGGUCCGGAUCAUCUGGAAUUGGAAGUGAUACAAAACACGGCCCUUUGAAAUAUCAUCACGAUCCCAAACCAUGCAAGAACGAUGGUUUUAUCGAUGAAGAAUUCGAAAUAAUCAACGACGCCUGUUUUAGUCCCGAAAAUUGUGGACAAUUUCAUAGUCUAGAGGUACUCGAGAAUGAUUUCACCCUGGCAAAUAGUUUCUGGUUUGCUAUUGGUACUCUCAUGCAACAAGGCUCGGAUCUUAAUCCAAAGGCCACUUCAACACGCAUCGUUGGCGGCAUCUGGUGGUUCUUCACCCUCAUCAUAAUCUCCUCCUAUACAGCCAACUUGGCCGCCUUCCUAACAGUGGAAAGAAUGAUAACGCCGAUAGAGAGUGCACAGGAUUUGGCGGAGCAGGCGGAGAUCGCUUAUGGCACGCUGGAGGGGGGUAGCACGAUGACUUUUUUCAGGGAUUCUAAAAUAGGAAUAUAUCAAAAAAUGUGGAGGUUCAUGGAGAAUCGCAAGCCUCCAGUGUUUGUCAAAUCCUACGAGGAAGGAGUAGAAAGAGUACUACAAGGAAACUAUGCCUUUCUGAUGGAAUCAACAAUGCUGGAUUAUGCGGUGCAAAGAGAUUGUAAUUUGACACAAAUUGGAGGCCUGCUGGAUAGUAAGGGAUAUGGAAUAGCCACGCCAAAAGGCAGCCCUUGGAGAGAUAAAAUAUCAUUAGCCAUUUUGGAAUUACAAGAGAAAGGAAUCAUUCAAAUAUUGUAUGAUAAGUGGUGGAAGAAUACUGGAGAUGUAUGUACCCGAGAUGAUAAGAGUAAAGAAUCCAAAGCUAACGCAUUAGGAGUGGAAAAUAUAGGUGGAGUCUUUGUUGUCCUCCUUUGUGGUUUAGCCUUGGCGAUUUUCGUUGCUGUAUUGGAAUUCUGCUGGAACAGUCGGAAGAACGCCCAAACUGACAGGCAAUCUUUAUGUUCUGAGAUGGCUGAAGAAUUGAGAUUUGCGAUGCGAUGUCAUGGAUCUAGACAACGGCCUGCGCUCAGAAGAUCCUGUGCAAGAUGUAGCCCAGCAAGCACAUAUGUUCCAGCAGCGUUAGAUUUGCCCCAUCUGAACGGAGACGGCGUUGUGCUCCCCAUGAGUGAAAUGAAGAGGCCCCCGAUAAUCUACGAUGACGAUACCUAGCGCUUUCUGCCGGUGGGCGGCGGCACCACCACGUUCAACUCCAACCCUAUCAGGAACUGUUGCGGCGGCCCAU
Harmonia axyridis is the source of this 3281-nucleotide messenger RNA. Its product is annotated as glutamate receptor ionotropic, kainate 2. The transcript is spliced from 17 exons. The coding region runs from base 269 to 3208 and encodes 979 amino acids. The record is from RefSeq and is a predicted model, not a curated record. Gene Ontology annotation, cellular component: plasma membrane; postsynaptic membrane. Gene Ontology annotation, molecular function: glutamate-gated receptor activity. Gene Ontology annotation, biological process: monoatomic ion transport. NCBI's taxonomy places the organism in Eukaryota, Metazoa, Arthropoda, Insecta, Coleoptera, Coccinellidae.